Molecule: messenger RNA, 2271 nt
Organism: Trichoderma atroviride IMI 206040
Lineage: Eukaryota; Fungi; Ascomycota; Sordariomycetes; Hypocreales; Hypocreaceae
Biological process (GO): positive regulation of translation
Cellular component (GO): cytoplasmic stress granule; cytosol
Molecular function (GO): RNA binding
Source: RefSeq, a predicted model, not a curated record
AUGGCGACCGCCUCAGCUUUCUCUUAUGCGCAGGCCGCCAAGGGCCAAGGCACUGUGCCCUCAAAUACCCUCUCUGGACAGCCUGUUCAGGACUCUCAGCCAUCUGCAACCGCGCCCAAGGCUAACACAGACGUCGAAAGCGCGACCGAGUCCACUGCCGCCGUCCGAAGCGCCGAAUCCCCUGCCAACGCAGGAAAGCAAGAUAUUGUCAGCACUACUGGUUCCGAGGUCGAAGCUCGAUCCGAGGAUGUCCAAGAGACGCGCCGCGAACCUGUGCGAGAUGAUGAGUCUAGCAGGUUAGAUCGCCCAUGGCGACGAGGCGACAAGGGCACGAGGUCCUCGAGUACUACUACACGAUCGGUCGACGAGCAAGACUCCAGGAGGCCGCGGAAGUCUAAGAAGUCCAAGGCGACAGAAAAGCAAGCCAACGACCAAUCAGCAGCGGAUAAGGAGCAGGAGCCUGAAAAAGAGGCUCCCAAGGUUGAGCUUUUCGAGGCGCCCAUCCCAUCUGUCAAUAUAUGGCGGCAGCGGGCGGAAGCGCAGGCCAAGACUAAGCCAUCAGAGCAAACAACCAACGGCGUGUCCAAGUCCGACGUGCCCUCCAAAGCGGCUGAGAACAGUGUUCCCGCCGCUAGCCAGCGUGACAGCGUACCAAAUGGCGUCAAGGCCCCUCGGAAGCCGGUCGAUGCCCCUCGGCCUGAGAGGAAUGCCAGCCGCGGCUCAAGGGCAGCAGACAAGGAUGCCAGCAAAGGCGAGAUCCCCCCUUCAGUCGCCGAUACAACAGCUUGGCCCACUCCUGAGACGGCCAUCAAAGAAGACAAGAAGAAGCCCGCCGAGAAGGGCGAUCGUGUUGAGAAAGAUGCCUCAGAAGAUGGAUCUCAAUCAAAGCCAAGACAGAAGUGGGUUACGAUGGACUAUGUGCCAAGCGUAAACUUCGAAACACAGCUCCCUCAGAUGCGCAACUCUAAGCCUCGUGGUGGAGCUAGAAGCGCCAACGGUCCCAGGGCUACGGGGUCAGCACACGCCAGUGACAAGGCCACCACCCCCGUCGCCAACCAAGGCAAGUUCAGCGAGAACAGCAACGGCAACAACAGCAACAAGGACCGCCCUCGUGAUGGCGCCAACGGCCCGAACCGAAAUGCUUCUGUGCCUCAAGCUACCAAGCGAGCAUCGACAGACAUGUCCAUCCCACGUGAGCAGAGGAAAGCUGUGAGCCAACCCGGCGCCGAGAAAAAGGAUGCCGCAUCUAACUCUAAUGAGCAGGGUCAUGCCGUUCGUGAACGAACAGAAACCCGCAAUGAUAGACCACGAGGCGCAUACCGCGGACGUGGCGCACACCAUCCUGCCAAUACUCAGCACCAGCAUACCGCCUCCAGCUUCUCUUCAUCUGGCGCGAUGGGCGGACGAGGUCAAGGUCCCUAUAGCCCGCCAGCUAGACAAGGCGGCCAUGGUCAGAUGUUUGUGCCGAACCAGAGGGGUGGCCGAGGCGGUCGAAGCAACGCUGGAAACUACCAUCGCAUGUCUCUCCCCAAUGGAUCAACACGCAUUCCUCAGGUCCAAAAUCAGUUUGGUUCCUUCGAGUAUACAGUGGCACCGAUGGCGGCAAUGCCUUUCCAGCAGCCCUACUGGGACAACAUGCUUGUACCAGUGCUGAAGAGCCAGGUCGAGUACUACUUCUCGAUCGAGAACCUGUGCAAGGAUGUCUAUCUCCGUGCACGAAUGGACUCUCAAGGUUUCGUGCCUUUGCAUUUCAUCGCCUCUUUCAAACGUGUGCGAGAUCUCUCCGCCGAUAUUGCCAUGGUUCGUGCGGUUUGUGAGCUUUCAACCGAGGUCGACCUCGUCGUUGGCGAUGAUGACGUUGAGCGUGUGCGACGAAGCGAGUCGUGGGAGAGCUUUGUUCUGCCGAUGGAUGUCCGAGAGGACUUUGCCAAAACCCAUGGGCCGGCUCAAUUCACAUACAAGAACCGAACGGCACCUGUGCCGAUGCCACCGCAUUUUAACGGAAUGCCUGUCCCAUUUGGCAUGGCAUCGCCACCUGCCUAUGCAGCCCACGUUGAGGCCCCGUUCCAGCAACUGCCCGACGAAUCCAUUGCCAACCAAGGAGUUAACGGAUACGUAAACGGCCACAUGAACGGCUUUGCUGGCGCUAGCCAGCUGUCGGCUGACGUGCCCGAUUUUGCUCCUACAGGUAUCCUUCCGCUCGGUGAGGCUGCGGUAAACGGACAUGCCGAGAUCCCCGUUGAGGCAACAAACGGGGUGCAGAACGAGUAA